This is a messenger RNA of Phialemonium atrogriseum, 3510 nucleotides long. RefSeq lists its product as uncharacterized. Bases 78 to 3056 code for a protein of 992 amino acids. Gene Ontology annotation, cellular component: NuA4 histone acetyltransferase complex. The record is from RefSeq and is a predicted model, not a curated record. Gene Ontology annotation, molecular function: protein binding. The transcript has a single exon. NCBI's taxonomy places the organism in Eukaryota, Fungi, Ascomycota, Sordariomycetes, Cephalothecales, Cephalothecaceae.
CCUAGACCGUGGCGCCCCUUCACCUUCUCCAGAGACGCGACAGUCCCCUCGGUUUCUGGCGAGGCGAAUACUGGGGCAUGAAUAAUAACGCAGCCUACACGCCACUCGAGUCACUACUGCUUUUUCAGUCCCUCCUCUGCCACGGCAUUGAAGCCGGUGCUUUUCAGCGCAUCUCCAACGUCCUAAAGGAUAACUCGUUAAUCAAAGAAGGAGCUACGUACGAUGCUGGCCGACUAAGUCCCGAGUCCCUCCAGGAACUCUUCCUGCACUUGUUGCGGGAGGAGCUGAAGAGCGAAACCGACAACAGCGACAGGGCCGACCCAGGCCUAUCCCCCAACUCGAAGAAGCGCAAGCUUCAAUCCCCGCCAUUGCCCAGUCUCAAGGAGGCCAACGACCAUAUCGAGAAGGUUCCUAUCCUUGUCAACAAGCUCUAUGCGAGAUACCGGGACUACGUUGUGCGGGAAAUUCGGGAGGAUGAGAAGCGGUUCGACAGUCUUCAGGGCGAGAUCCGCGAUAUCGAGAGGAGUGCCCGGGACAGCAAGAAAGUGAAUGCGCCUCAUCCUGCAGACGGAAAUGGCACGCCGGUGCGCCAAGUACCCGAAACACCCGCGCUUUCAGGGGUCCAAGAUCUCGGACUACCCAACGGCGGUUCCCAGCCGCAUCCCUCUGUCCAGAAACCGGAGCCUCGGAAUGAACCCCCGCGACCUCAGCAGGCUGUGCCAGUGAAGCCCAGUGAAGCACCCAGUACGAUAGCCGGGGAAGUGCCUAGUGCGCCAGCAUCCCAGUUGGCCCCUCCCCAGCCGGCAGGUGCUCUUCUGGGCCGGCAAGCCCACGUCGGUUCCGGCCUUGGCGGGCGGUCUCAAGAGCCCGUCAAGCCAGCCAAUGGCACCACCCAAGUCCUUCAGCCUCCUCAGGGGGUUGUCCCCUACACGCCGGACGUGCCUCUCCCAGCGCAGCCCCCCACAGAAGGGCUUCAACGUCCAGAGGGCAUUGCGCGCCCGAAAGUGUCGCCGGCUUUGCAGUCUAGCCAACCACAACUUCCUGGGCAACUCAAAUGGGAGCCGCCAUAUCAGCCGAACCCCGUAUCCGUACCCGCACAACACCGACAGCCUCUUACGCCCGGCCCUUAUCCAACCCAGAAACAGACCCAGGGCUCUCUGCUUCCUCAAUGGAACGCUCCGGUCCCACCGCCCAUUCCCUCCCCACGGCCACCGGCACCUCAACCUGGCCCGCACCAGGGGCAACCUGUGUCUCAAACCAGCCUGCCACCGGCUCAAAUUGCAGGACACCACCCUCCUCCGCUGCAGCCUGCACCUAUGAAAGCGCCAUCCGAGUCGGGGGCCAUCGCACCCCCAACCAUGCCUCCGUCGUCGGUGCCAGUACCGACACAAGGACAUCCAGCCCAACCUCCGCAUCCCAGCCAACCUCACUAUCCUGGCUAUCCACAUCCUUCUCCGAAGCGACCGUUGGCAGCCGCUUCUCCGACAACCCCAAUUGUUGCUCCAACUCCCGGACCUACUCCGUCGCAGCAGCGGCCGCAACCCCCCAGCUUACCCGCUCCGUUGCCUCAUCACACGCCGGUUUCAUCGCCUUCACCGGCCCCUUCACAAGCUGGCCAGAGAGGAUAUAAUUCGCCAUAUAACCUCCCCCCACGUCCCGCUAUUCCGGAUCACAUCGCCCAGCCACAGCAGAAGGAACAGAGACUCGCGACGGCAACACCAACACCACCCUCCAGGGUCGGCUCGAUUCUGCAACCCCCACAACUGCCGCAGCCGCCACAAACUCCCAACACCACCAUAUUCAACAAUUUCCAUGCCCUUGGAAGUGGAACCAAGUGGAGGGUGUCUUCAACUCCGUCCACUCCACACCCCUCGGCAGGUGAUCUAGCAGCUCCGACAUUCGAGCCUCUCAGUCCUGUAUUAGCCCCCUCCGUGCCGACAAUGCAGCUCCCGGAAUCCCGACCACGGAAGGUAGCCCAGAAGCCGGCGAAGGAGGGUGACAUUUCCAUCCCCAAAACUAGAGGACGACCGCCGCGCGUUCAACGGGGCCAGGAUGUACCAGUUACUCCUGUCUCUACACCCCAUCCGCCUGUGGGACAACCAGCCAAUUCACCAGCAGAGGAAUUGCCCCAGUCUGCCAACGAUCCGGGCUCGGCUAUCAUUAAGAAUGAAGAGACUACGCCCCGGCCUCCAACAGAAGCGGGCGAUACAACUGCCGAUGAGAGUGUGCCAGGGCGCCGCCGUACGUCAAGGCGGGUGAAGCGGAAACGGCGCGAGUCAUCGCCGCCUCUUGCAGAGAAUCGGGAGCCUCCUCCUCCGCCAAGUCACGUGCUGUGGUCGAGAGCGUUCAAUAAGGUGAGCCAUUCUGCGAUGGAGCAGAUCAUUGGCCACCGGUCCGCAAACAUGUUUGCGAAUCAGAUCCGGGAGCGCGAUGCACCGGGCUACAGGACCAUUGUCCUUCGGCCGCAGGAUCUUAAAUCCAUCCGAGCGGCCAUCAGCCACGGGAACAAGGCGGCGGCGGCGGCGGCUGCAGCCCUGCCAGGGGGUGACCCGGGCACUAGCAGUGUCUGGCUCCCGAUCGGCGAGGGGCUUGUGCCGCCGAAAGGCAUCAUCAACAGCGCGCAGCUCGAUCGCGAGCUGGCCCACAUGUUCUCAAACGCCAUCAUGUACAACCCGGAUCCGGACCGUGGUCCAGGUCCGAGGUUCAUGCGCGAGAUGCUGGACGCCGAUGCCGACGGGGCAGAGGGCGGCGCGACGGAUGCUCUCGGCUAUAAGGUAGACGAGAACGGCGUCGUUAACGACACUCGCGCCAUGUUCGUCGAGGUCCAGAAGCUCGUCAACGAUCUCCAGAGCGCCGAGAGACAGCGGGGCGCUCCGCCCGCGCCGGCCACCGGGACCAAUACCCGCCAAGCGAGUGUCACCGGUGGCCAUAGCGAGACUCCGGCGAGAAGGGACGAUAUCGGUGGUUCCGCCGCGGAGGAUGCGGACGAGCAGACGGCUACGGAGCAGGAGAAUGUGGCAAACACGGCCAAGAGAAGGCGCAUCACUAGGGGAUGACCGAUGUGCAUGCCUUGGCUUGGGACGGCACGGCGUUGGGAGAGAAGCCCUUCAGGGUCGGACAUGAGGGGAAACAUUUUUAUUUAGCCAUCUUGGAGGAGAGGAAUCUCCAACAAGGUGGGAACAUUUGUUACUUGUACCUGUAGUAACCACCCAGUGCUACCAGGCCUGCCAUAAGAGCGGGUCGCGGGCAUGAAUAAUAUUGCUGUUUUGGCAGAUGAGGAUCCUCUGCAUAGACUGCAGUUCAAGGGAAUCAGGUGUGGUAUUGUGAGCUUUCGCGGAUGCUCCGUCAACGGUAAUACUCGGUACACUCAACUGAUUCUAGGUUUCAGCGUCAUUCCCACUGCUGCCCAGUUGUCAUCAAUUCCGAAUCCAACACCGAAGAAUUCAUUACUGGACUAGUCUAUUCUCAACGUCAUCUACCUGUCCAACAUCUCCUCGAAGACCUUCAACU